GAUUGUUUGGGAAGAUAUAAAUUCCAGGUGAGUCGUUCAUUUGUCCAAAAAAACACCCAGCUGGGGCAGCACCGCACUGCGUUCCCAUACGAACAACUCUGAAAUUUCUCGUAUCUUUCAUGGUUUCCCGCUUCGCUACAAUGGUGGGCCCCUCCAGCGCCAGCGGCCGUAGGGAAGUUAGAAUCGCCGUCGUGGGCGACGGAGCCACCGGAAAAUCCACACUCAUAGCCGCAAUGGCAUCGGAGUCUUUCCCCAAGUCCGUUCCGCCCGUGCUUCCCCCCACUCGCUUGCCCCGCAAUCUCUUCCCCGAUUCCGUUCCUCUUACCCUCAUCGACACACCUUCCAGCUUGGCAAAACAAGGCACACGCAAUGAAGAAUUGAAGCUAGCUGAUACAGUGGUUUUAACCUAUGCUUGUGAUGAACCGGUGAGCUUUGAGCGUGUGACUACUUACUGGCUCCCUGAAUUGCACAAGUUGGAGGUGAAGGCACCUGUGAUUGUGGUCGGUUGCAAGCUUGACCUGCGGGAUGAAAACCAGCUAGUGAGCUUAGAGAGUCUCACCACUCACAUAAUGAAACAGUUUACUGAAGUUGUCACCUGUGUUGAAUGCUCUGCAGCUACACUUUAUCAGGUCCCACAAGUUUUUUAUUUUGCCCAAAAAGCAGUACUGCAUCCAGUAGAUCCAUUGUUUGAUUAUGAAAGACAUGCUUUAACAGAUCGAUGUGUGAGGGCGUUAAGAAGAAUAUUUGUUCUUUGUGAUCAUGACAUGGAUGGUGCCCUCAAUGAUGAAGAACUCAAUGAGUUUCAGGUUAGAUGCUUCAAUGCACCAUUGCAACCAUUUGAAGUAGCAAAUAUCAAAACAAUUGUAGAGCAGAAAGUACCUGAAGGAGUCAACUCUAUUGGUCUUACCUUUCCAGGCUUUAUUUAUGUCCAUAAUUUGUUUCUAAAGAAAGGGAGAACAGAGACAUUAUGGGCUGUUCUAAGAAAGUUUGAAUAUGAUAAUGAUUUAAAACUCCGGGAUGAUUUCCUUCCUGUUCCAUCCAAGCAGGCUUCUGAUCAGAGUGUGGAGCUGACAAGUGAAGCCGUAGAGUUUCUGAAUGGUAUCUUUCGAUUGUUAGAUACAGAUAAAGAUCGAUACCUACGACCUGCUGAAGUUGAUAAGCUAUUUGAUAUUGCUCCGGAAAGUCCAUGGAACGAUGCUCCAUAUAAGGAUGCAGCAGAGAAGACUGAUAUGGGCUAUAUCUCUCUAAAUGGAUUUCUGUCUCAGUGGGCCCUCAUGACAUUACUUGAUCCAAAACGUAGCUUGGCAAAUUUGAUUUACAUUGGAUAUAAUGGCAAUCCUGCUGAAGCACUCUGUGUCACUCGUAGAAGAUCAGUAGAUCGCAAGAAGCAAACAACAGAAAGAAAUGUGUUCCAAUGCUAUGUUUUUGGUUCGAAACAUGCUGGGAAAUCUGCUUUGAUGUAUUCAUUACUGGGAAGGCCUUUCUCAAAUAAUUAUACUCCAACAACAGUUGAGCAGUAUGCGGCAAAUGUCAUUGAACUAAAAGGGGUAACUAGGAAAAUUCUCAUAUUGCGUGAGAUACCUGAGGAUGGACUAUUGCAAUUUUUGUCAAAUCAGGAUUGUUUGGCUGCAUGUGAUGUAGCUGUUUUUGUGUAUGACAGCUCAGAUGAAUAUUCAUGGAAGAAAUCCAGAGAUUUGCUUGAGAAGGUUGUUAGACAAGGAGAACUAACUGGUUAUAGAACCCCUUGUCUCCUUAUCGCUGCUAAGGAUGAUUUAGCUCCAGUCCCAAGGACAGUACUAGAUUCAGUUAAGGUUACUCAGGCAUUGGGAAUAAAGGCACCUAUUCACGUAAGUAUGAAGUUAGGUGAUUCAAGUAAUGUGUAUAAUAAAAUUGUUAAUGCUGCAGAACACCCUCAUUUGAGCAUUCCAGAAACUGAGACUGCACGGAGAAAGAAGCAACACAACCAGCUUCUUCAUCACUCUCUUAUUUUUGCCUUAGUUGGGGCUGCUAUGGCGGUUGCCGGUUUGACAGCUUGUCGUGUGCGUGCAGUGAAGAAGAAUACUGCUGCUUAACAAUCAAACAACCGUUAUACAAUUUGAUGUAUAGUAAUUAAUAAUCACAUUCAUUGUUGUUGUAAGGAUGCUUUAACAGGGCUUCUUUAAUAUGAUUUAUAUCUAUUUUUUUGGUUUUCAAUUGGGUUUUCAUUGUGGACACUUUAAACAGAUCAAACCAUUUCAAGCCCUGUAAUUUUUUUGUUUUGAUGGAAGUCAUAUUUAUGGUGA
Glycine soja is the source of this 2282-nucleotide messenger RNA. RefSeq names its product mitochondrial Rho GTPase 2-like. Gene Ontology annotation, biological process: mitochondrion organization; regulation of mitochondrion organization; small GTPase-mediated signal transduction. Gene Ontology annotation, molecular function: GTP binding; calcium ion binding; GTPase activity. The coding region runs from base 120 to 2072 and encodes 650 amino acids. The transcript has 14 exons. Gene Ontology annotation, cellular component: mitochondrial outer membrane. The record is from RefSeq and is a predicted model, not a curated record. Lineage: Eukaryota; Viridiplantae; Streptophyta; Magnoliopsida; Fabales; Fabaceae.